AUGGCUUCAUCAUCAUUCACAUUUGUCAACACGACCGACGGUCCUGCUUUGUCGCACGCGGCAGCAAAGCGGAUGAGGGCCCACGUCACCAAGACGAACUUUGCAAAGCGGCGUCAGCGACUAGGCAAGGCGCCGGCGGCUGCGAAGACGUCGGAUGCUCAUGGUUCAAUGACAAAGCACCAAAAACAACUUCCCGAUAUGCAACGGGCACUUGUAGCAGGACUCCGCAGUGGAUGGAUACCGCCCGUCCCUAAGGCUUGCGAUGAUGACUCCCGAGCUGAAUCUUUGACCAAAUUCUGGUCGUCUCUCUUUCGUCUGAGAGGCCAAGGUUAUCCCGCCAACUCUGUUGAAAAGAAUUGGCAGCGACUCAUCUGUUCUGAGCCCUCUCUUUUGCAAACAACCGUUGCCAUUGAGCUACGACACUUGGCGCCAGAUGAAGAAUGCCAAAAGAUAGCCGAUCAAUGCUGGUCGAGUGCUACCAGCAUCCUCAUUCGGCACAUAUCUUCGGGAACCGUGUAUACAGAUGCCAUUAUCGGGACAGUCGUGACCAUGGCAUUUGGAGAGCGACUCGUUCACAACGAAGAAGCAUGGAAUAUCCACAUGGACGGGCUCACUCAGAUGGUCAACCAUAGAUAUGAACACGGUGAACGACGCCUACCGUCUUGGCUCUACGAUUUGGUAAUUUCAGAUGCGACAAAUGCUGUGCUAGGGUUCCCUCGGUGGUACCACCGAAAUCUCGUCAAGGCGAUCUGUAGAUACGGCUUCCUAGCGAUGUCAGAGAUAGCAAUAGCCUGUGAUGCUCUCGUUGAGGUUCUCAAAUCAAUCGAAGAGGUUCAAAACGCCCCGCCAAGUCAAACGUCUGGACUCAAGGAGGUGGAAAUAAAUAAGCAGGUGCUGGACAUUCUUCUACAGGCCCGAGCUUUGAAAAGCUACGAGGAGCCAUCUAUUCGCAUAACUGCGACGACAAUAGAGCUCAUUCUCUAUCUCUCCUGGCCACAAGAGCCAGCUGUUGAUUGCACUUCUACAGCUGAUGAGAUGCGACAAGCACUGUGUCGCAUGUUCAUUCGGCCCUGCUGCUAUUCAGACCUUACCUCGGGCUACCUCAUGGUUGGUGCCAUAGCAUCAGACGAAGGAUCAGAAACGAAGAAAUGGUUCACUUCGAGACUCAGAGACGCGUUGGUUUCCGUCCAAACAGAUAAUGCACGCAGCCUUCGAGAGGAACUGAAAGGGGAAUUUCUUCACAGAGUUGGGUCAAUGUUAUGCUCAGAGGAAACAUUGAAUGACAUCCUCGUUUGCAGAAUACUAAAUUAG
Molecule: messenger RNA, 1311 nt
Organism: Pestalotiopsis fici W106-1
Lineage: Eukaryota; Fungi; Ascomycota; Sordariomycetes; Amphisphaeriales; Sporocadaceae
Exons: 3
Coding region: 1-1311 (436 amino acids)
Source: RefSeq, a predicted model, not a curated record